AUGAUUCCGCCGAGCUGCCAUUCGGGGAAUCCCUUGACGAGUCCACUGGGCAGCGGGAACAGCGCGAGCAACGUCAUUGGGAGCCAAAGCCAGCACCUCGGCGGUAACAGUCAGCAGCAGCAGUCCGGGCUGCAGCUCGAGUCCGGCUACGCGUCUCUGACGAUGUCGCCCGUCCCGGGGAUGGGUAUAGCCUCGGCGGUUGGCCCCAUGCAGCAGCAGCAGCAGCACGCGGGCUACGCGAGCCCCGCAGUCUCGGUCACGCCCUCGCCCGGCCACCCAGGCGCCGCCCACCCCCACGAGCUCAGUCCCAUUGGCGACGUCAAGCCGCCGCACUGCGCCUACGUUGCCCGUGAUAUUUACGACAGUCAGUGGAAAUUACGGUUAAUUAAGAGCAUGAACGAUGACGAGCACCAAAAAAACAAACUCGCCGAUAUGACGAUAGUUGCCCCGAGUAGUAAUUGUUGUACCGAUGCCGGGAGCAACAGCGGUAGUGGCAACAAUAGUAACGAGAGCCUCUUGUCGCGUGGAUUUUUCGCAGGAAAAGAGGGGUCGGCUGCUACACCGGCCGCACCGGGCGAUCAGGCCGCCUCGCUGUACUACUCCAACGUAACCUCGCACCACCAGUACUACCAGCCGAGUUAUCACCACCACCACCACCAUCACCAGAUGAUGACGGGCUCGCACCAUCACCACCACCAUCAUCAUCACCAGUUGGGCAUGGGCGCGGGAUACGAGAACAUGCUGCCACCGGCCCAGCCCUCGAUGUGACCGGCGGACUACA
Molecule: messenger RNA, 781 nt
Organism: Copidosoma floridanum
Lineage: Eukaryota; Metazoa; Arthropoda; Insecta; Hymenoptera; Encyrtidae
Gene: Six4
Product: homeobox protein six4
Biological process (GO): regulation of transcription by RNA polymerase II
Cellular component (GO): transcription regulator complex; nucleus
Molecular function (GO): RNA polymerase II cis-regulatory region sequence-specific DNA binding; DNA-binding transcription factor activity, RNA polymerase II-specific
Source: RefSeq, a predicted model, not a curated record